Messenger RNA from Salvelinus sp. IW2-2015, 3121 nucleotides. RefSeq names its product homeobox protein Hox-C9a. NCBI's taxonomy places the organism in Eukaryota, Metazoa, Chordata, Actinopteri, Salmoniformes, Salmonidae. The record is from RefSeq and is a predicted model, not a curated record. Gene Ontology annotation, biological process: anterior/posterior pattern specification; regulation of transcription by RNA polymerase II; embryonic skeletal system morphogenesis. Gene Ontology annotation, cellular component: nucleus. Gene Ontology annotation, molecular function: DNA-binding transcription factor activity, RNA polymerase II-specific; RNA polymerase II cis-regulatory region sequence-specific DNA binding.
AAGAAUGUARCUAUUUGAAUGCUAGAAAAAAAUAGUAGCUCGGACACGUUUAAUUUUUCUAAAUGUAGAAUGAGUGCUAGAAAAGGUUGGAGACCCCUGGCCUACAUGAUCAAAAACACAUUGUAUUGUGGUAGGCCUAUAGGCUACUUGCUGUUAUCACAACCAGCUCUCAAAGCCUCACGUCAGAAUUAGACGUUCAUCCAUGUUUCUCAAACAUAACAUUUCGAAGUUGUUCCAAACAUCAAAUUUCGAAGUGUUUAAGGUUAAGUUCAAGUUUGGGAUAGGCUCAAAACAAUAUGUGAACAUGCAACCUUUUGAACCAGAGGCAGAUGCUAAAGCCCAUCCGCCAUCCACAACGCCCAAGCAAAACAGCGCUCACUGUUGCCUCUAGUGGGCGGUUUCCACGUCAUCUCCCGACAUCCUGAGACAUGGAUGGACGAAUACUGACUUGCAUCGUGGGUGACCUGCCUGUUUAUAAAGAGCUUUAUCCUUUAAAAAAAAAAUAUUCACCCACAACUAUCCAACCAACUUUUCAUUGUAGGAUAUGUCUAUAGGCCUAUUUCUACUUUUGACUGUCGCUCAGACCAGUGAUGCCCAAUUCCAUUCUGCAAUAUGGGUUAAGCAUGUUUUUUUCCCUGCAUAACAUUUUUGUUGAAUGUUGUUUUUAUAUAACUCCUGCCAUAGUUGUAUUUCGCAUCUUGUUCUUUUGGUAAUAUGUUCGUUUUAUGUUUAUGUGAUAUGAAUAACUCGGUAGAGUUUUUUUAAAUUAACCACACGUUUAUGAACAAUCAAAUGGUUCUCGUAAACAUUUAUUGAGGGACAUAAAACAUGAGCGACCUCUCUCCGAAUUAAGCUGCAGUGGUGAGCAAGUGUUCCGAAUCUCUACACAGUCACAAAGUUUUACAAUAUGCACCGUGUGUUAUGUGUUUGUACAAUAUAAAAGCCUCAUGUGAAUCACACAUUUGGGGUACAUUAUUAUAUUCUUCGAUCUUUAAUCUAUUGCUGCUAUUGUGCAUGUUACAACAAUGUUAUACCCAUCGAAGUCUAUACAAUGCAUUACGAUUGGAUAAAAACUCUAAAGGAAAAAGGAAUUCUUAUUUUCCAAAACUGUUUUACCUCAAGAAUUAUUCAAAUUGUCGACAAAGACAAAUUACAUCGAUAAAAAGUAUUUCAUGCACUGUGAUCAACGUACCUCAUUCUCCAAUACGAGGGGAUAAUCCGUUUUCCAUGCUUUAAGGACAACAAGGAGAAACGAAAACAUUAUAGGUGGUGAAUACUUCUUAAUGAUUGCUCAUAUAAUAUCCUUCUUGUACAUAAAUAGCAUUCAAAGGUCUGAGGUACACACACCCCUGACCUGUGACUACUUGCGCAUUAAUCCACUGUAACAUUUUGGGGUAAACAUAAUCACGUGUUCAACAGUGGCCAAUGAGAGUCAAAGACCCCGGGAUAAAUAAUUACCUGCCUUGAUUGUUCUAGGGGUAAGAUAAAAGUACACAUACACUCCAUAUAAUAAUCUGAUGCAUGUAAAAGAGACCAGAGCAUCGCCAUGUCGACCACGGGUCCCAUACGCAAUUAUUAUGUGGAUUCUUUGAUAAACCAUGAGAGCGAGGAUGUGCUGGCGUCGCGGUUCUCAGCCCCAGAGCUUCUCCCCAUCCGCUCGCGUCAGACGACAGUAGUACCAGAGUGCUCCGAUUAUCCCUCCUGCAGUUUUGCGCCGAAACCUUCUGUCUUUACCUCCUCCUGGGGCCCAGUUCACUCCCAAUCCUCAGUGGUCUACCACCCAUACACCCACCAACCUCACGCUGGAACGGACUCGAGGUAUGUUCGCUCAUGGCUGGAGCCCAUAUCUGGAACAGUAUCCUUUCCAGGCUACCCGGCUAACUGCAGACACUACGGACUCAAACCCAAUGGUUUCCCUCAGCCCAGUGCCAGAGACUGCAUCACCUCCAACAGUCGCGGAUACCCAGACUAUUUCUACAACACCUGCGUGGACAUCCGAGACAAGGCCCAGCAGAUCGUCCCUUCUCCAGAGUCGGAGGUUUUGGCUUCCGGGAAGCACAAAGACGACAAGACAGAAUUCGACCCAAGCAACCCGGUGGCGAAUUGGAUACACGCUCGUUCAACGAGGAAGAAACGGUGUCCUUAUACAAAAUAUCAGACUCUCGAACUCGAAAAAGAGUUUUUGUUCAAUAUGUACCUUACCAGGGACCGUCGAUAUGAGGUCGCUCGGGUUCUUAAUUUGACUGAGAGACAGGUCAAAAUUUGGUUCCAGAAUCGGCGAAUGAAGAUGAAGAAAAUUAAUAAAGAGAAGACAGAAAGCAAUGAGCAGUAACGUGCUGUAUGGUCAAAUUGACUUGUACACGUUCAGAAAAAUGCCACUCGUGUUCUCUCCUCUCCAAUGGUCUCUCCUCUUGAGAGCUACUGUUUUCCUUUUUGAUCUGAUAUAAUUGAGAUCUAUAGGCCUAUUCUUGACAAAGUAGCACAUUGCAAAUUGGGCCCACGUCUCUCUGUGACAGUAUGCAGCUUGUUUUGACUAUUUAUCCUUUAUUACUGCUUCAUAGUCAAGACACGAAUAGGACAUUAGUAAAGAAAUGUAUUGGGUCAAGUUGGAUAACUGUGUAUAACAAAACCUGUGUAUUUUUGUAGAUGUUACAUCUUUGGCCUACUCAAGUUUAAAUGAAUGUUUUGUACACGAAGUACAUGGAACGAGUGUCUUGUGUUUCGUCUAGGCCUAUGUGGAUAUAGAUUUUGUUGUAUGGUUUUUAUAUUAUUUUCUCUCGACGCUACAAGUUUACGUUAUACUGCAGAUUGUGCUCAUCUUUCUAUCCGAAAUAAUCUCCUUUCCUGUCUUUGUUGGGUCAUUAUUAAAACGUUAGAACCUUACCUUUAUCAUAAAUAUUAACACUUGCAAAAAUGACAUUCUGAGAUGGCUUGACAAGACAGUAGGGUACAAAAAUAUAAUUCGCAGUUGUUGUUGGGAUAUUAGUAAUUCAACAAUUCCAAUAGGCUACAGACUAGAAUUAGAUACGGACUACUCCUUAUUGAAAGCAGAUGUGUCUUUUAACUCAUUAAUCUUCCUUUUCUAUUUCCUUUUAUAAAGCACGUUUCCUGACCACUUCCA